GUGGUGGCUAGGGGAUAUUAAAUCGGCGGUGAGGAAGCUGUCGCCGGCCAUCUUAAGUUAGCAAUUUGCGAUUUUGCUAGGGUUUGUCUAUAGUCAAACGUGAGUCACACGCUUCCAAGUCACAAAAUAUGAUAUGAGUAACAACAACAAAGCCCAAAAUAGUAUAGGGUUUUUAGGUUUUAUAAACAACCUAAUAAGAUAUAAGGCCCAGAAUAGUAAAGGCCCAAAGCUUUUCGAUCUUCCCGAGUCUCUCUCUCACUCUCCUACGAUUCAAAGGAUCAUCUUUUUGAUUCCAUAGGAGGAACUUGUUAUGCCCCUAAUCGAGUUUGAGUGUGUUAGGUACAAUCAAACCCCUAAUUUUAUGGCUAAGAGCUCUUCUAGAGAUUCGAUCAGCAAUUUGCCAGAUGAGAUACUUGGCAAAAUCCUGUCUUUACUUCCGACAAAGGUGGCUGCUUCGACAUCGGUUCUGUCCACAAGGUGGAGGAAUCUACUGGGUCUUGUAGACACCCUUUGUUUUGAUGAGUCGCUGGUUGUGUAUCCUAACGAAGAAGAAGCAAAAAGUGGUUCACUUCGCUUCGUAGAUUUCGUAGACAAGACAUUUGCUCUGUUAGGCAAUUCUCACAUCAACAAGUUCUCUCUGUGUCAUGAGCCCAGACCUGGCUAUAACGAUGCAUACCAACGUUGGAUUUGGACUGCAAUGGAACGUGGUUUAUUGGAACUACACUUGCACGCAUAUAGACACUAUUUUGAUAUAGAGACAGAGUUGUUGACGAGCAAGACACUGGUUAAGCUCACACUAUCCGGUCUAUAUGCUAUUGAAGUCAAGUAUGUGUUUUUCCCUGCGCUCAAAUCACUUUCUCUAUUAUCAGUUUUAGGGCUUGAUUAUGACAACUAUUGUUCCCUCCUUGAUGGCUGUCCUGCGUUGGAAGAGUUAUACAUACGUGAUGAUGAUCUUUUGGGUUCGCCAUGUUGCGGUGCGUUUGUGAAAAGUGCAUCUAUCAAGCGACUUGUGGUUUUUACUAAUUGUCCAGAUUAUAAAUACGAUCACGAAGUAUCUUGUUUUGAAGCACCAAACCUUGUCUACCUUGACUACUCUAGUUACGUCUUUGAAAAGUAUCAGUAUGUUGCUUUGGAUUCGCUUGUUGAGGCCAGGUUGAAUAUCAGAUUAUGGCAAUCAACUAAAGAUUAUGAUCCUUCUUCGUCUUCUGAUGAUGAUGAUUAUGACGAGGAUGAUGAUGAUUAUAAUUCUGAUUAUAAUGUUUAUGAUUAUAAUGAUGAUGCUAUGUUUGGUGAUGUUACAAAUCUAGUUGCGGGUAUAGCCAACAUUACAACCCUUCACUUGUCUCCUGAUUCCCUUGAGGUAUUUCAUAUCCGUUGUAAUUCAAUGCCGGUUUUCAACAAACUCCUUAAGUUAUCUAUUGAGAGUAACAAGGAAAAAGGUUGGCAAGUAAUGCCACUUUUGAUCAAGAGUUGUCCAAAUCUACAGACUUUAGUCAUCAAGGGUCUUGAGCACAGAGUAACAAAUGGAUGUGAAGAUGCAUGCGCUUGCAGCCCUAAGAAGCAUAUUAGGAAGAGGAAGAUUGUAAUGAAUAAGAAGGAAGAGAAAAUAUGCUGUUUAUGUAUAUGCCAAGUGAAUGUGCUAGAGGUUUCAGGGUAUGGAGGUUCUUUUCAAGAGCUCAAACAGAUGAGACAUUUCUUGGGAAAGUUGGAAUGUCUGGAAACUGUGAAAGUUGGUGUUGUCGUGGACACCGCCAAUAGAAAUGAGUUCUUGCGAGCUAAACUGCUGACUCUCCCCAGACUUUCAACAAAAUGCAACAUCCAGUUCUUCUGAUUUUCUUUCCUUAUCUUUCUCGGUUAGAUGGCAAUGUGAAAGUAACUUGACAUGAAUUGAUUACAUCAUUUUAAUAUCAUUAAAGUUGGUUACAAUCUGCUUUUGAAAGAUACAUAAUACGUAUGUGUUGUUCUUCUUCA
This is a messenger RNA of Arabidopsis lyrata subsp. lyrata, 1971 nucleotides long. RefSeq names its product F-box/LRR-repeat protein At1g48400. Lineage: Eukaryota; Viridiplantae; Streptophyta; Magnoliopsida; Brassicales; Brassicaceae. The record is from RefSeq and is a predicted model, not a curated record. Gene Ontology annotation, molecular function: protein binding. The coding region runs from base 311 to 1831 and encodes 506 amino acids. The transcript has 4 exons.